GGAGUGCGAGGGAAGAGAGGAGUAGAAGCCCCACAAGCUGGGAACCAACCUCUUCCAUGAUUCCCAGCCCGGGCCUUUCUCCAUCCCGACCUGGAGGCUGCUUCGCGAGCGCGGGACGCAGCUGACGUCCGCUAAUCGGCUUUCGCUGCGCCGCCCUGGCUCGGGACCCGGUUGGCGGCGGCGGCGGUGACGAGAAGCCCACAGACGAGCUCAGCUCUGUUCUACUUUGAGAGAAAGAGAGAGAAAGUCAAAUGUCCGUUUUUUACUCCCUCUUGAGAACUCAGCUCCUGGAUGACGGGACAUUUUGGCUGCUCUGAGGACAAUGGCUUGAAGUGGGGUUGGAGAGGAAUCUGGGAAAGCACUUGAGAAGCAGCUGCAGGAAUCCAACUGGAGAUGAUGAGUUAAUGGAGAGUUGGAGGCAACCUUACUGAAGAUGAAGAAAAUACAGUAUUAGAGGAGAUUUUUUUCUUUUUUCUUUCAGAAGUCUUGAUUGGUGGCUUGCCUAUAGUUACCACUCUUCAGUUGAGUAUUGUUUGCUUCAUCAAAAAUGAUUUUUACAAUCUCAAGAAAAAAUAUGUCCCAGAAAUUGAGUUUAUUGUUGCUUGUAUUUGGACUCAUUUGGGGAUUGAUGUUACUGCACUAUACUUUUCAGCAACCAAGACAUCAAAGCAGUGUCAAGUUACGUGAACAAAUACUAGAUUUAAGCAAAAGAUACGUUAAAGCUCUAGCAGAGGAAAAUAAGAACACAGUGGAUGUCGAGAAUGGCGCUUCUAUGGCAGGAUAUGCGGAUCUAAAGAGAACAAUUGCUGUCCUUUUGGAUGACAUUUUACAACGCUUGGUGAAGCUGGAGAAUAAGGUUGACUAUAUUGUUGUGAACAGCUCAGCAACCAACAGUCCCAGUGGUACUAGUGGGAAUCUGGUGCCAGUCACCACAAAUAAAAGGAUAAAUGCAUCAGGCAGCAUUAGAUAGCAGUUGAGGAUCACCUUGUGCUGCUACAUCCACUGUCGAUUAUAUCCUAUGGCAGAAAAGCUUUUAAAUCACAGGCUAGGAUAGAGUAAUACUUUGCGAUAAAAGCUCUACGCAUUUUCAAGGAAUAUGCUGGAUUCAUGGAACUCUAAUUCUGUAUAUAAAUUUUAAAAGUUGUUAGUUUGCUUUCAGGCAAGUCUCUUCAAUGCUGUACUAUAUCCUUAAAGGGAAUUUGAUAACAUGGUUGAUGUAGUAAGCAGAUAGGUGAUCUUUGUAUAAGUCUUUUGUGUUUGAGAUCAAGCUGAAACAAAAAUACUGAAGGACAUGGAUUCAUUUUUAUAAAAUAUUUAUUUAAAUAUAUAACAUGUUUUUCAGACAAAUGAAGAAUAUUGUUGUUGAAUCAUUCUGUCAUGUGUUCUCAAUAGAUGUAACUGUUAGGCUAAUACUAUUAGGAAAUGUGCUUCCUCUAGUACUAUAUUUUGUUAGAUUAUGAGCAGAGAAAGGAAGUAUAAUGUUGAAAAUAAUGUUUUGAAAUCAUGACCCAAAGAAUGUCUUCAUUUGCACUAUCCUUCAGAAUAACUGAAGGUUAAUUACUGUAUAUUUUUAAAAAUUACAUUUGUAAGAGUAUAAUCUUGAAAUGGGUAGUAGCCACUGUCUGUAACCUAUUGUAAACAUUGGGACAAUUACAUAAUGUUAAAAUAGUAAUCUGUAAUCUCAUAUGUAACAUUUUCUUAUGUAUUUUCUGAAGAAUAAAAGAUUUUUAUGAUGAGAUUAGAAACUAAGUUAAGUAUUAAUUCAUGAUUUUUCACAUACAUGAAUGUUAAUUUAAAAGUUUAACCCUUUGCUUGUCUGUGCUAUCAGGAAAGCACAUUAUUUCCAUAUUUGGGUAAUUUUUCCUUUUAUUAUGUUGGCGGGGAGGGAGAGACUGAGAUAUUUGUGAGUCUGGGACUCGUAAGGACUUUAGCUAGAUGUACAUAAUAAAGGUAUUUGUGCUACAUUACAUUGCUUGGAAAAUGUUAACAUUAUAUGAGAGUAUCCUGCUUUAUGAAAUUUUGGAUUUGUAUAACAGAUACAGUAGAUAUUCAUUUUAUAUAAUGACUACUUAAAAAUAAUUAAGAACCUUUAAAAUAAUUUAAAUUAUGAAGACUGACUAUCGUUUCAGGAUAAUAGCUAUUGUAAAUAGCACAAGAGAUCCUAAUCAUGGGUAAUUUUAGUAUAGAGCAAAGUACACCUUUAUUUAAAUUUCCCUUGUAGCAAAUUUAAUUGCCAUAUGGUGCCCUAUAUUUCAUAGUAUUUAUUCUCUAUAAUAACUGCUUAAGUGCAGCUAGCUUCUAGAUUUAGACUAUAUUGAAUUUAGUUCUGAAUAUUGUAUUGUUCAUUAUUACAAUAUGCUACCGUACAUAGUAGCAAUAUUUAUAAUGUUAUAUUAAAAUAAGUAUGAGAAAAUAUUGUUUCAUGAAAGGUAGCUUUCCAAACUCUUUUCUCUGUACUGUACCUUUAUGUGAAGAAAUAAUUACAUACUGUUGCCAGGUGAAGUUUGGAAUAAUUGUUCAGUCUCUCUUAGUAGAUUGGACAUUUUUGUUUUUUUGUUUUUCAGGGAUGAAAUAAAAUAUGUUAUUUGUACUUACAAAGUGUUAUAAGUUUUUUCUUUAA
Messenger RNA from Diceros bicornis minor, 2620 nucleotides. RefSeq names its product coiled-coil domain containing 126 (gene CCDC126). The transcript is spliced from 5 exons. The record is from RefSeq and is a predicted model, not a curated record. NCBI's taxonomy places the organism in Eukaryota, Metazoa, Chordata, Mammalia, Perissodactyla, Rhinocerotidae. The coding region runs from base 548 to 970 and encodes 140 amino acids.